GCUGGGCUGGGCUGGGCUGUGGUGAGGAGAGUGCUGUGUUUGGGAUUUUGAUUCAAACCAUUGAUGUUGACUAUGACUCUUGGCGUGACAGUCAGGUUGCUUUGGAUAUGCCUUUUCCUAAGUGAAAUAUGCUGUCAGCAACGUCAACAAGGGCUGGAAGGUCCCCAGAGAUUUGGGAACUAUAAAUACAAUCCUAGGCCUGACGUUAGUGACUCUGUGAACCAGAUGCCCAAGGUGCAGGCCCAGAUGCCCCCAAUAUGGGCCAAGAUGCCCGCAGCCCCAGUGAACCAGAUGCCCAAGGUUCAGGCCCAGAUGCCCCCAAUAUGGGACAAGAUGCCCCCAGCCCCAGUGAACCAGGCAGCCCAGAUGCCCAAGGUGCAGGCCCAGAUGCUGCUUCCUCAAAUGACUGCAUCAAACCCUAUUAAGGGUAGUCUUGGCAGCUCCUCCAUGGAUGUCGGUGGAGAAACCACUCAUGGUGAUGCUGAGGGUCCCUCAUCAGGGCAAGAGCGCUUCCUUGUGAUCACAGAGCCAUCAGGUUUUCAAACGCGCUACGUGGUUAAAUCCUUCAAUCGUUACGUCCUUGGAAAAAGGGUCUUUUCCAAAACCACCUACAUCCCACUGGACUUCCUUCCAACUGAUGCUGCUGAUCCGGUUGCUUAUGACCCCAGUUUUCCUGGACAUGAAGCCCAGGCUGACCAAACUGUGGAUGUCAAAGAGUGACUUUGAGAGCGCUUUGUCAUGAAGUCCUGGGCUCAAACCUUGAUGGAUAUCUACGCUUGUCUUCAUGUUGUAGAUGAAAAAAUAAAGGCUUUUCUCUAA
This is a messenger RNA of Clupea harengus (Atlantic herring), 819 nucleotides long. RefSeq lists its product as uncharacterized. NCBI's taxonomy places the organism in Eukaryota, Metazoa, Chordata, Actinopteri, Clupeiformes, Clupeidae. The transcript is spliced from 5 exons. The coding region runs from base 64 to 720 and encodes 218 amino acids. The record is from RefSeq and is a predicted model, not a curated record.